UCCAAGACACAACCAUAGUUAUCAUGUCUCACAUAGCUGUCGAGAGGAACCGAAGAAGACAGAUGAAUGAACAUCUCAAAGUUUUAAGAUCGUUGACCCCUUGUUUCUAUAUCAAAAGGGGAGAUCAAGCAUCUAUAAUAGGGGGUGUCAUAGAAUUCAUCAAGGAGUUACACCAAGUUCUUCAGGCUUUGGAGUCCCAGAAAAGAAGAAAGAGUUUAAGCCCUAGCCCUGGUCCGAGUCCACGAACACUUCACCCAAAUUUUCAUCAACUUGAUAGCUCCUCCAUAGUUGGGUCCAAUUCUUUCAAGGAACUGGGAGCAAGCUGCAACUCUUCUGUUGCGGAUGUUGAAGUCAAAAUCUCUGGUUCAAAUGUCAUCUUGAAAGUCAUCUCCCAAAGAAUUCCGGGUCAAGUUUCAAGGAUCAUAACUGUUUUGGAAACUCUUUCCUUUGAAGUUCUUCAUCUCAACAUCAGCAGCAUGGAGGAGACUGUCCUUUACCAGUUUCUCGUCAAGAUAGAACUGGGAUGUCAACUAAGUCUGGAGGAACUAGCAAUGGAAGUGCAACAAAGCUUCUGCUCAGAGGCUAUAACUAUGCUGUGAAGAUAUAGCAAAUCAAAAGAAAUCCAAUUUUCAAUCGUUUGUUAUAAUAAAAGAUAGGCAUGUCAUAUACAUGCACAAAAACCACUUACUAGCUAGGGUUAUUAUUAUAUCAUAACCGCUGUCAUAAACUUCAUGACAUGGAAAAUAUUCUGCAGCUUUAUAUAUUUGGUAAUAUACAUGCAUGAUCUUUGCCCAUGAACUGAAUGGUUUCAUCAGGUAUUAAUGCCAACGAAAGGAAUUUCUUAUGUUAAGUGUAAUAUUUAUUUUAGAACUACGUACAAGUUUAUUAGAA
This is a messenger RNA of Vigna radiata var. radiata (mung bean), 891 nucleotides long. Its product is annotated as transcription factor MUTE. Lineage: Eukaryota; Viridiplantae; Streptophyta; Magnoliopsida; Fabales; Fabaceae. Gene Ontology annotation, molecular function: DNA-binding transcription factor activity; protein dimerization activity. Gene Ontology annotation, biological process: positive regulation of DNA-templated transcription; guard cell differentiation; stomatal complex development. Gene Ontology annotation, cellular component: nucleus. Bases 24 to 599 code for a protein of 191 amino acids. The transcript is spliced from 3 exons. The record is from RefSeq and is a predicted model, not a curated record.